Molecule: messenger RNA, 7185 nt
Organism: Dryobates pubescens (Downy woodpecker)
Lineage: Eukaryota; Metazoa; Chordata; Aves; Piciformes; Picidae
Gene: CLIP2
Product: CAP-Gly domain containing linker protein 2
Exons: 16
Coding region: 86-3208 (1040 amino acids)
Biological process (GO): cytoplasmic microtubule organization
Cellular component (GO): cytoplasm; microtubule plus-end; nucleus
Molecular function (GO): microtubule plus-end binding
Source: RefSeq, a predicted model, not a curated record
AAUGGAGGAAGAGGUCCAUCAUCGAGAAGCCUGAACAGUGAUAGCAGGGCAGCUCUUUGAGGCACUGCUCCAGGAGACAGCAAACAUGUUGAAGCCAAGUGGACUUAAAAUCCCUGGCAGGGCUGGGAAGCACUCCAGCCCGGUGGGACGGACAUCGGGGACCACUGCUGCUGCUGUCACCACUGGCUCAAAAGAAGGCUCACCUUUACACAAGCAGGGCGCCACCUCCACCGCCAGCGCCGAGAAGUCGGCCUCGAAGGUCGCCGAGGUGGGCGAUGAUUUCCUGGGAGACUUCGUGGUGGGCGAACGCGUCUGGGUCAACGGAGUGAAGCCAGGUGUGAUCCAGUACCUCGGGGAGACGCAGUUCGCUCCGGGCCAGUGGGCAGGGGUGGUUCUGGAUGAGCCGGUGGGCAAGAAUGACGGCUCCGUCGGCGGAGUGCGGUACUUCGAGUGCCAGCCGCUGCAGGGGAUUUUCACGCGACCCUCCAAGCUGACGCGGCAGCCGGUGGCCGAGGGCUCGGGGAGCGACGCCCCCUCCGUGGACUCGCUGACCGCUCAGAACCUGUCGCUGCACUCGGGCACGGCCACGCCGCCCCUCUCCACUCGCGUCAUCCCCCUGCGGGAGAGCGUCCUGAACAGCGCCAUGAAGACGGGCAACGAGUCCGGCUCCAACCUGUCCGACAGCGGCUCCGUGAAGAAAGGGGAGAAGGACUUGCGGCUCGGAGAUCGCGUGCUGGUUGGUGGGACCAAGACAGGAGUUGUGCGCUACGUGGGAGAGACGGACUUUGCCAAAGGAGAGUGGUGUGGUGUGGAGCUGGAUGAGCCCCUGGGGAAGAAUGAUGGGGCAGUGGCUGGGACAAGGUAUUUCCAGUGCCCCCCCAAGUUUGGCCUCUUUGCUCCCAUCCACAAGGUGAUCCGGAUCGGCUUCCCCUCCACCAGCCCUGCCAAGGCCAAGAAGAGCAAGCGGAUGGCCAUGGGAGUGUCUGCCUUGACCCACAGCCCCAGCAGCUCCUCCAUCAGCUCGGUCAGCUCGGUGGCAUCGUCAGUGGGGGGCAGGCCCAGCCGCAGCGGGCUGCUGACAGAGACCUCCUCUCGAUACGCCCGAAAAAUCUCUGGCACCACAGCUCUCCAGGAGGCCCUGAAGGAGAAGCAGCAGCACAUUGAACAGCUGCUGGCAGAGCGUGACCUGGAGCGGGCUGAGGUUGCCAAGGCCACCAGCCACAUCUGCGAGGUGGAGAAAGAGAUUGCCAUCCUGAAGGCUCAGCACGAGCAGUACGUCACAGAGGCAGAAGGCAAUCUCCAGCGGGCACGAGCACUGGUGGAUGGGAUGCAGAAGGAGAAGAUUGAACUAUUGAACCAGCUGGAGGAGGAGAAGAGGAAAGUGGAGGACUUGCAGUUCCGUGUGGAGGAAGAAUCCAUCACAAAGGGGGAUCUGGAGACUCAGACGCAGUUGGAGCAUGCCCGAAUACGGGAGCUCGAGCAGAGCCUGCUGUUUGAGAAGGCACAGGCUGAAAAACUCCUCAGAGAAUUAGAGGACACCAGGCUGACCACGGUGGCGGAGCAGUCCCGAAUCCUGCAGCUGGAGGAGGAGCUGAGCCUGCGGCGCAGCGAGGUGGAUGAGCUGCGGCAGUGCCUCAGGAGCUCUCACCAAGCAGAGACCCCGGAGCACAGCCUCGGCCUGCAGUCAGAGGCUCUUCGCCUGCGAGACCAGCUGCUGUCUGCCAACAAGGAGCAUCAGAAGGAGAGCAGCCAGCUGAAGGAGAAGUAUGAGAAGACGUUAAAGAAGUACCAGCAGGAGAUGGAGAAGCUGAAAUCCGUCAAUGAGAAGUACUCGCAGGAGAUUGUUGACCUAAAGCAUAAAGUUCAGCAAGCCACCAAUGAGAACAUGGGGCUCAUGGACAAUUGGAAGUCCAAGUUGGACACGUUAGCUUCUGACCACCAGAAGUCUCUGGAGGACCUGAAAGCCACUUUGAACACAGGCACUGAUACCCAGCAUAAGGAGAUCGUAGAGCUGAAGGCGGUGGUGGAGAGUAUAAAGAUGGAGCACCAGCUCGAGUUGGAGAACCUGAAAGCAAAACAUGACAUUGAGACGGCUGUUCACAUAAAGGAGAAAGAAAGUCUCAAACUGAAGCUCCAGGAGGCUGUGGAUGAAGUGGAAAAAAGCAACAGCACCUGGAAAAUGCAACUGGAAACCAAAAGCAAUCAGCACCUUCUUGAGCUCCAGGACGCGAAGGACAAGUGCCGAGACGCUGAGCUGAGGGUGCAUGAACUGGAGAAACUUCACAGUGAAUAUACUGAUCAGACAGAAGCAAUAGCUUUCUUGAAAGAGCAGAUUUCUUUGGCUGAGAAGAAGAUGUUUGACUAUGAAACGUUACAGAAAGCAGAAGCCCAGAGCAAACAGGAGAUCCACAGACUGCAGGAAAAAGUGCUUGUCUUAGAGAACAAGUUGCAGUCCAUGGAGGCCCUGCAUCCUUCCCAGCAUGCAAAUAUGAUUGAAACUAAUGAUAUUUCAGAAGAAAAGAUAAAGAUGAAGCAGACCAUGGAAGACCUCCAAGACAAGCUGAGUAAAAGAGACAAAGAGGUGUCAUCACUGGUGUCCCAGACUGAAAGUCUAAGGGCCCAAGUAAGUGCUUUGGAAAACAAAUGCAAAACAGCAGAAAAGAAGGCAGAUUCGGUGUUGAAAGAGAAGAAGAGGCUGGAAGGUGAACUGGAAGCCUUGACCAGGAAAACACAUGAUGCUUCAGGGCAGCUGGUCCUCAUCAGCCAGGAGCUGCUCAAGAAGGAAAGGAGCCUGAACGAGCUGCGGGUGUUGCUGCUGGAGGCGAACCGGCACUCGCCCGGCCCCGAGCGGGACCUGAGCCGGGAAGUGCACAAAGCCGAGUGGCGCCUGAAGGAGCAGAAGCUCAAGGACGACAUCAAGGGGCUGCGAGAGAAACUGGUCGUGCUGGACAAGGAGAAGUCGGUAGGGGACCAGCGGCGAUACUCCCUGAUCGACCCCUCCUCGGAGUCAGAAGUGAUCCGGCUGCAGCACCGCCUCGUCAGCACCGAGGAUGUGCUGCGCAACGCGCUGGAGCAGGGCCACCAGAUGGAGAAGCUCAUGGAGGCGAUGAGGCUCUCCUCAGAGAAAACACAGACUGUUGGAAAUUCUGGGUCUGCUAACGGGAUUCACCAGCAGGACAAAUCCCACAAGCAAGAGGAGAAGCUCUGAUAGAGAAGAGGUGAAGAGGAUCAUUUCAUGCCAGUAUCAGCUCCUGUGCACAGUCAGGAAAAACAAUACCACAUCUGGCUUUAGCACCUCCAAAAGACCAGACACAGUAUUUUCACUUUAAAGCAGGACAAUGUUUAUAAUCUACUAACUGAUGUGAUCAGGACAAUCCUGGAGUCUAGUUUUCCACGACAGCCAUUGUUCCAGGAGGGAGCAGAAAGAUCUCUCUGGGUUUGGUUUCUUACUUGCAUUGGUUUUGACUGUGGAAUUUGUAUGGCUUGAGCUGCCCUUGUCCCACCAGCUGAUGUGGUCCAGAUGACUCCUGCCCUGAACAGUGGCUGAAGUCUCAGCCAGUCCCAGCGGCCCCACAGGAGCUCCAAAGGGAUUUGCUUGUGGUGUUCAGCUCCAAAGGCUGCGCACUCCCCACGUGGCCUGUCCCUUCCCUUCCCCCCAUCCCAGUCUCCUGAAGACCUGCACAAGCAAGAGCAACCUGCUGGGCUGACUGUUGACGCUGGCACAGGUGGGCUGAGGAGGGCAGGGCGUGGGGAAGUGCCUCCCUCCUUGCCUUGGAGGAGAGAUCACAGCUCCAGAGCACGGAGGCUGCACUCAGUGCCGGGGUCGUAGCACGUUGUGGGAAAUAAGCUGGUGGCAGAGGGAUGUUUGUGCUGUUUCUCACUCACUGCUGUUUGGGGAAGGAGCUGUGGUGGCUCUGUGUCAGGGGACAGGCACACCUCGCUCAGGUGUGGCUGCUCUUUCUUCCUGCAGAGAGGUUGCCAAGCAGGCCUGCGGUGCCCUGCGUCACAGCGGGGCUGCCCAGCCUGGUGCCCUCACUUGUUUGUGUUUCAUUAGGUCUUUCCUGAGCACAGGACUCCACAAACAGCUGAAUCUCAGCAUCACCAUGCUGGCUGCAGACAGUGUGGGGCAGAUGCCUUGAGAUGGCUCCCUCCUUGCUCGUUCACAGUGAAUCAGGGAUUGCCUGGAGAGUCUGGGAUUCUCAGCUCUGUCUUUGGCUCUUCACCAUGAUGCCCAUGCCCUCCCACCAAGAAUGGCAGAGGCUAAGGUGCUGCUGUAGCGUCCAUGCAGCAGUGGCUCUCUGUACUCCAUGGGUACAGCAGUCCUCUGUGCAUGACCUGAUUGCAAGCAUCUGAAGCAGAAGGAACCUGAGACUGGAGCCCACACAGCUCUUGUGUCCAGGCCCAGACAAGGCUCUUGUUUGUUCUUCUGGAGGCUUUACCCUUCUCUUUAACUUUACAUCACAGAUCCCAAGGGACAUUAGGGUGGAGGAAGGGGACAAGAUGCUUUUAAAGGUUUGAGAGAGUCCAGUUCAGAUUCACUGCUCAGUACCACAGGGAAUAAUCACAGCAAUAUUUUACUAGGCCUCCUGUAGUUAAGUGCCCAACUCUUCCAGUCUUCAGAAGCUCUUGUGUUAUGAUGGGGCCUGUGAAAGAGGACGAGACAGAAGAGGCAGCUGAGAGAUGGGAUCUGAGCCAGACCACAGGCAGAUGAACCUCAUGGCAUGUCAGCUUCAUUGCUUUUAUGCUCUGAUUUCCUACAAAGCUGUGUUACUUUUUCUUGGUGGUUUGCCAGGCUCCUGCUUCCUUUAGGGAUGGACAGCUAGAGGCAACCUGGGAAAGACUUGGGCUUCAUGGGUGCAGUUCUGCCAUGAGGAGGGCAUUGCUGAAUCGGGGCUAUGAUACAACACUGCUCCCUGGAUGAAGGGUUGGAGAUCUCCCUCCAUUAAAGAGGAAGGUGGCUGCAGGGGAGUAAAGCAGGUCAGAAAGCACAGCUCAAAUCUGGUGCAUAGCAGGGGAAGGCAGAGCUUGGGCCCCAACUGGCUGGGAAUAUUUCAAGUGGGAUCCCAUGCUGCCUUGCAGAAGCAUUUCAUCAGCUCUUACUAACCACCAGGAAGAUUUCAACAUCUCUGCCUGGCUCUGGGGCUUUCCCAAGGGAUCAUAAGGGUGGUCUCCAAAACCCUCCUGGCUCCCCUAAAUGAUUUGGGAAAAUCCCAGAGGGAGUGCUUGUUGUUACAGCCUGUGACAGGGAGUACCUCACUGGGAGCUGUUGUGCCUAAGAACUUAGGGCUGUGUCCCAAAGUGGUCUCUCAAGUCACGUCUACAGUUCCAGCUGGCUUGAGUAGAGCUAACAGAGUACUUUGUGUCCUGCCUGUCUCCAAGUCCAGGGCUUCCUGAGCACCUGUGUGGGGGAGAGCCCUCUUUGGUGUGUACCUUACUUCCCCUGAUAGAUCUUCUAGUGAGUUGUGAGCAGCUGCCUUCACCUACAGAGGAAGGAUACCUGCAUUUUCCACCUCCCUUGACAAACCUUUGGCUCUGCACAGGAUGGGAUCUCCCAGGAGUGGUUAUGAGGACUACAUAUUUGGUUCCAUUAAUCAGAUCCAAAGCUGUCAGAGAGGCAGUGCUUCAGGCUGGAGGAGUCUCUGGCUCCUGCCUCCUUUCUGUGAGCGGCUCAGACCUAUGGCUCUUCCCAGUCAGCUCAGGUGAGAAUGCAGAACAGCAGCAGAUGUGUCAGAGCAGGUUUAAAGUUAGUGCUGAUAGUCUUCUCUGGGUGUAAAUAGCUGUGCUGGUCUCUAAGGAUCAGCCAGGAGCUGAUGGCACUUCUUGUGUGUGGUCUUUGUGCUGCAGGGCUGUACCAAAGUGGGCAGCGAGGCAAAGCCAGGUCCCCUGUGUCCCCACUCUCCUUGGGGUGCAGGUCCAUGGGAGCUGCUCUCCAAAGAGGACUGAGUACAGUGUCAGCAAGACACUGUCACAUGCAUCAUCUGGGUUUCAGCUCAACCCUCUAUAAAGUGGCCAGGAAGGGACUUGGACACCAGCUGUGUCCUCCCUCUCCAAGACUGGCACAGACUUCCUAUGGGCACCAGCCUCUGGUUGCCAUUCUGAGGUUGCAAGAGACCAAACUAGGGACAAACAUGGAAAGGAGGAGGAGGAGAUUCCCCAGCCCCUCUAUUUAUUUGUAAGUUUAAGUGCUAUUUUUGCCUAUGUGGUGGUGUAUAAAGUACUUCACGAUAUUUGGUCUUACUGGCUUGGUUCUUUGGGGGAGAUUUUCAAGGGUGUUGGAGCACUGGUGCACCCAUCUUCUGUUGUGGGUCAAGGGCUGGUUCCUGAUUGUGCCUUCACUCCCACUGUGGCUUCAGCCUUCUUCUUAUCUUGAUCCCUGAAAGCUGGCAGCAGGGGGGCUGUGUUCUCCUCAGUCCCUCUCCCAGCUCGUGUGUGCCACGCUGGUUUUGCAUCUGGAGCCAAGUCCUGAGCAUCGUGCCUCAGAGCACCAGUGCAGGGUGGGGAGCAGGAGGUAGCACUGCUGGAGCCCUGGGCACCAGGGCAAGGACCAGACCCCGGGUGUGCGACCAGCUGCGAUACCCCCACGGUGAGUGAUGCUCUUCUGCUGACAGCUGUUACCCAGUGAAAAACACAAGGCUUUGCAUUGGAGACUGCUCCAUGUUCAGUGCUUUCUUUAACCCUCUAGACCAAAGGGAAAAGAACCUUGGCUGGUGACUCCAGCUGUAGCCCUCCUGCAGCACCCAGAGAGCCGGAGCGAGGGGCGGCAGCGCGCCGGUGCCGUGCUGAGCCCCGGGUGCAAAGUUGCCAGCCAAGGCUUUCCAGCUCUUGCCUGCCCCCACCACCAGCAGUUCCUCUGGCUUGCAGUAGAGAUGCAUGAGGGUUUCAUUCCAGCACAAGGAUGCAAAUGACACUGUAAAAGUCUUACCAGAAAUCCCAGUGCUCUGUGGUUCAGCAGCUUUAGCAGCUCGGCACUAUCUCGUAGGGAGUUAUUAAUAACACUAAGAUCCUAUAGGCCUCAUGUAAGUUACCAGAGUAAAGCUGAUACUAGAUGUAUAAAUGGAUGAUGAUAACCUUUUACCCCCCUACAGUAUGUAUCACAAUUUUGUAGCUUAGUCAUUUUUUGGCUAUCAGAUUUUGUUAGUAUGGUAUAAAAAGAGAAAAUCAGGAGAGGGAAAAAAAAAAGACACA